This is a messenger RNA of Dendroctonus ponderosae (mountain pine beetle), 1230 nucleotides long. RefSeq names its product acetylcholine receptor subunit alpha-L1-like. Lineage: Eukaryota; Metazoa; Arthropoda; Insecta; Coleoptera; Curculionidae. Gene Ontology annotation, cellular component: neuron projection; synapse; postsynaptic membrane. Gene Ontology annotation, biological process: nervous system process; monoatomic ion transmembrane transport; chemical synaptic transmission. The record is from RefSeq and is a predicted model, not a curated record. Gene Ontology annotation, molecular function: transmembrane signaling receptor activity; acetylcholine-gated monoatomic cation-selective channel activity.
ACAUUUUCUUCAACAUCACCCUUCGAAGGAAAACGUUGUUCUACACAGUGAAUUUGAUCGUUCCUUGCGUGGGAAUUUCGUAUCUUUCUGUGUUGGUGUUCUACUUGCCAGCGGAUUCCGGAGAGAAAAUUGCCCUGUGCAUCAACAUUUUGCUGUCGCAAACGAUGUUCUUCCUGCUCAUCUCCGAAAUUAUUCCUUCAACGUCCUUGGCCUUACCGUUACUGGGGAAAUAUAUACUAUUCACUAUGGUGAUGGUGGGUUUUUCCGUUGUGAUCACAAUAAUAAUAUUGAACGUUCACUAUCGGAAGCCGAGCACGCAUAAAAUGGCCCCGUGGGUUCGGAGUUUCUUCAUUAAAUCGGUACCCAAGCUGUUGCUGAUGCGGGUGCCGAAGGAUUUGCUUACUGAACUGGCGGCCCGGAAAAUUCCCCCCAUGCGAAUCGAAGGGAAAACUGGCCGAAGUUCACCUGGGUCUAGUUCGACUUCUUCUAGCUCUAGCCGAAAUAGAGGUAGAGGCUGUAACGGCUUACAUUCAUCCACUACCAAUAGACUCAGAGGAUUUACUAGUAACUUCCACUCUCAAUUGGCCUACAACGGGUUGCCUUCGGUGUUUUCCACACUGGACGAGAGCGAUUCUGGCAACCGGAAAAAGUACCCAUUUGAACUGGAGAAAGCCAUCCACAAUGUGAUGUUCAUCCAGCACCACAUCCAGAGGCAGGAUCAAUUUAACGCGGAGGAUCAAGACUGGGGCUUCGUCGCCAUGGUGUUAGACCGAAUGUUCCUCUGGAUCUUCAUUAUCACGUCUCUAGUAGGCACUGUGUCCAUUCUAUGUGAAGCACCAUCUUUGUACGACGACACCAAACCAAUUGAUAUGGAAUUGUCUUCAGUUGCUCAGCAGCAGUUUUUUCCAGACAUUGAAUUUCCGACGGGCGUACAGGAAGGAAUUAAGCAACUUUAGAGUGUUGCGUGAAAAUAAAGUUUCUGGGGGCCAGGAAAAUAUACAAGGCCUGAUCGAGAUGAUGCACUUUAUAACUACUGAUAGUCAGCACUAAAUUAGUUAGAUAGAGACUGUUUUUUGAUCCAUCCUUAUGCAGCAGUAGACUUCACAUGGCUUUUUAUGUAUGAUUGAAAGGCAGUCAAUCGUUUCGAGAGUUUUAGUUGAAGAUCCAUCGAGUUUAUUUAACGGGUUUAAUAAACUUGUUAUCGUUAAUAAAGAGUUUUUUGGAAUUAUA